Molecule: messenger RNA, 3798 nt
Organism: Equus caballus (horse)
Lineage: Eukaryota; Metazoa; Chordata; Mammalia; Perissodactyla; Equidae
Source: RefSeq, a predicted model, not a curated record
AGAGCUGGUGAGGCUCCGUGAAGUGGGAACUUGGGACACAUCACAAAAAAAUUCACAACGAUUAUUUAUUUUUCCCCAUCUCAAAGUCCCAAAUAAAAGCACAGCAAGGUCUGAGGUUUAAACUACCUAAGAGGUGUUGCCUUUGACCCUCCCUAGCAAAGCAAAGGUGCCUGAGGAGAGAUGCCACCUUCUAACAAGCGUAAACACAGAGUUGGCUCAUUUAACACUUCUCAGAGCUACCACUCCACCCGUUCCAGAAGGAGAACCACUCUGUUUCCACCCAUACCUCUCUCUCCCUAGAGGACAUCAAAUCCUGACCACACAGAUGGCAAAGUGGAGCUAAGGGGUUACUAGGUUACGGUUUUGUUGACAUAUACUGGCUCUCAGAAAGUUCCUCCUUCAUUUCUCACAGAACGGCAAACAGGAGAAGUGAUCAAACCUCCGUAGAAGUUUUUUGCCGAAGUCCCUUAGAAAGCAGCCGAUCACUGGGAAACCACUUCCUGAGCCUAAGGUUUACGGCACUGAGAGAUGCCCCUUCUACCCAUCUAAAGCCAAGCUUUGCCUUUUUCACAGGGAUUCAUCAGACUGGAAGCUCCUAGCAUUCCGAGGGCAAAUGAGGUGUCUAGCACGCGGUGAACUGCGAAGCACUAUAAACAGUCUUAUUAAAACAUGUUUAUUGACUGCCUUCUAUGUGCAGAUGGGCACCUGCAGCAUACCAUUUAAUCUUCACAACACCCUGAAGGGGAGUUACCAUUAUCCUUCCUUUACAGAGGAGGAAACUGAAGCUCAGGGAGCUGAAGGCACGGCCCCAAGUCACACAGUAAGGGACACGAAGUCCUAUCUUUUUCACUAAUCCAAGCGGAGUAAAGGCAGACAGUAGCCCAAGAGCCUGGUGCCACCUCUCCAAGAUUCACCAGCUUUGAAAGGAUGCUUGCCUGCCCAGUCUCCAGACAUCUGCAAACCCUUCCCAAAGACAAACCCUUUCCAACGCCCUGCUCUAAAACUGACCCACCUCUUGGGAGGUGAGGCCAGGGCUCGCCACUGAAUGGGCCCCAUUGUCCUCCCAAGCGUCUGUGGGUCCAGACGCCGUCGUCCUGGAGGUGGUUCCCCCACGGCCUGCGGUGCAGUCUGCCUGCAGACUUUGAUUCACUCCAGGGACAACACUUGAAAAAUCAGACAGGCAACACAUGCGAUUCCAGGAACGCCUGCCAGACUCAUACUCUGUUUUUCCAUCAUUUCGCUCUCCUCCCCCUUGGGAGGGAGCCUCCUUUGGCAUUUUGCAUAUGAGAAAUGAAAACCACCAACAGGACAAGCACCUGAUAAGGAGCUAGGCAUUGCCCAAGAGUUCCCAGGAAGAGGCGUCUUUGUUCUCAUUUCAAGCCCUUGACACUGCUAACAGCUCUAAUUACUGCAUUUGCCAUGGGAUGUAAAAUAAAACCACAUUCCAGAAACCAUGUAGUCUCCUGGGGAGAGACACGCAGGGAGAGGUGCCCAGGGCUGCAGGAACGUGUUCUUUCAUUUCUGGUCCCUAACCUUGGCAGCUAUUCUGAGAAUUUAACAGUACCUUCUUUAUGUGCAUGGAGAAGGGCACUUUUGCACAUGUAAGGAUGCAUCUCACCACCUGUAUCCACGAAUCUGGUCUGCAUAUUUGACUACGUUGUGUGCAAAGCAUGCUUCUUAAGAACGUUAGGACCUUCAAAAUUCGCCGAAGCCAUUUUGGGGGGAAUGAGGACUUCAGAAGUCCCUCAGUCUGUAAGCACAAUAAAACAGAACUUCUUCCAACAUAAUUUAACUAUAAAAUCCGAUGAUGUAACACCCAUCCACACCCACAUCACAAACCAAAGUGACAUCACAAAUACUAGAGAUAAUGGUUCAAAAGUGCCAGCACGUGAGCCAAAAUCUGAGCAAACUACAGUUUGCCCAUACAUGACUGAGGCAGAGAAAGACAGUGACUAGAAAUAUUAAAACAAAACAAAACAAAAAGAGAGAAAAAGGGAAAAGAAAAUACAUAUUUCUUCCCCCUACUAAGCUAGCUAAAAUAAAAUUUAAGGCAACCGAAAUAUGCAUCCAAUCCAUGCGAGACGAGACGCCAGCAUCCCCACCUAUGGACUCCGACAGUCUAUUUUACUGAACACCAGGCUUCAGGACUGCUAUGUGGACUCGCCUGCCCUCACCAACAUCUGGACAGGCAGAACGUGCGCAAAGCAGAACAUCAAUGCCCCACCGCCAGGUACCACCUCUUCCUGGGAAGUUGUAAAGAAUCCGUUAAUUGCCAGUUCGUUCUCCCUGGUUAAGCUGGUGCUCAGGCGACGACCACUGAAGGAUAAAUGCUGCCCAGUACCACGCAAGUUUGGAGAAGCAAAACCCUCGAAGAGAUUAAAGCCCAAGGACAAUUCAGCAAUGAAAGCCACCCAGCUGGGCAGGAUAAGAAACUCCAUCAGUCCCAAGAGCCUGCGACCAGUGGGGCAGGGGCCGGGCUCACCUAGGUGCAGGAGGCCUGCAGGAGGCAUCAAUGAGAGCAAAGAAAGUUCAAAGGAGAAAAAAGAAACAGUCUGCCAAGAUCUUGAGAGCAGAUAUGCUGAACAUGUGGCUGCCACCCAAGUGCUACCCCGGGACAUUGGGACAACAGCCUGGAAGGGCCGAGCGUUGCUUCCUGAAACCAGAAAGAGACGGCAGUUGUCAGAGGACACGCUAACUAUCCACGGCCUGCCCACAGAGAGUUACCGGGCUCUGUACCACACUGUGGUCGAGCCGAUGCUGUGGAAUCCUUCAGGGACCCCCAAGAGGUACAGCUUGGAGUUGGGCAAGGCCAUCAAACAAAGGCUCUGGAAAGCUCUGUGCAGCCAGGCUGCCACCCCCGGAGGCACUCAGAAGGACCUGUCGCCAGGCAGGAAGCGGCUGGAGGUCCACGAGGAGACUAUGCCCAAGAAAUGGCCCAAGUUAAAGACGGAGAAAUAGGAACGGGAGCUCAUGGGAUCAGGAUAUUCUCUGCUAGAUGUCUGAAAAAUAAACACCACUUUGCACCUUCCAUGUAAUCCCAGAGUGCUUUACAAAUUAGUAACUGCCCUCCCAGGGAAACAAGGCAGAUGGGUACGGGAUUCACUUCAGACUGAGGACUGCCCUCCACUCUUGUGAUUAGGGAAUUUCGAGGACUAUAUGCUAGGGGAUUUUUCCUACAAGCCCCUUUCCCUUAACAAGGGCUUAAGGGUCGCUGUCUUCUGGGUAGGAAAAGGCCUGGCAGUUGAAGUCAACAGUUUAUAUACAGCCUAUAUUCCCCAUCUUUAAAAAGUGGACUGCUAGGAUCGACUACCAUUUCCCUCACUCCCUCCACACAGGGCUGAGCAGAAAAACCACCACCACCUCAAGGACAUAAUCCCAUACACUCUCUAUCAGAUACUCUCCCAUGACACCACCCAAAUCCCCAAUAACCUGAACUUUAUGUUGACAAGAGAGGAAAUUAUACGGAUGCUUCCACGAGCGAUUUGAAGUUAAAGGCAUCACUUCAUGCAAACCUCUUGUUGGUGGAAUCUGCAGACCUUUACCAGACAGAGCAAUGACAACAUGUAACACAUACUUGAUAAAAUUGUAUUUUUUUUUACAGUCAUUUGUACAAUUUGUUACAAAACCAUAGAAGACUACAACUUGUUUUAAAUCAUUUUUGGUCGGCAAAUACGUAAAAUCUGUGUGCAAUUAUCAUGUAUUUACAGGGCCUCAUGUUAGUCAUUUUCAAUGAUUAUUCCAACAAUGUCACACUCUCAACAUAAGACAUGGCUUAAGAUAAAUAUAUUAGUAAAUAAA